UCUCAAUGAACUUGCAGUUGGGCGCGCCUCCCCCGCCAGCCAACUCAGGGUGAACGCUCGCUCAGGAACCGCUAUUAUUUUCCGCAUCCUCAGAGCCUCCCAGGCCAUGGCCUUAGUGGGAACUACCACAGGCGGGACGCCGCAGGGACUGGGAUCCGAGGCGUCAGCGACCAGCUUUCCUAGCGCAACCCCGGUGCCGGGCCCUGGGGAGGCGGAAGAGGAUGACGCGGAGGAGCCAGCGGAGAUCCAUCUGUGUGUGCUGUGGAAUUUAGGCCACUUGGGCAUUGCCUACUAUGACACUAGUGACUCCACCAUCCACUUCAUGCCAGACGCCCCAGACCACGAGAACCUCAAGCUCCUUCAGAGAGUUCUGGAUGAAAUCAAUCCCCAGUCUGUUGUUACGAGUGCCAAACAGGAUGAGAAUAUGACUCGGUUUCUGGGGAAGCUUGCCUCCCAGCAACGGAGAGAGCCGAAGAGACCUGAAAUCAUAUUUUUGCCAAAUGUGGAUUUUGGUUUGGAGAUAAGCAAACAGCGCCUCCUUUCUGGAAACUACGCUUUCAUCCCAGACUCCAUGACCACCACUGAGAAAAUUAUCUUCCUCUCCUCCAUCAUUCCCUUUGACUGUCUUCUCACGGUUCGAGCACUUGGAGGGCUGCUCAAGUUCCUGGGUCGAAGAAGAAUCGGGGUUGAACUGGAAGAUUAUAACGUCAGCAUCCCCAUCCUGGGCUUUAAGAAAUUUGUGUUGACCCAUCUAGUGAGCAUAGAUCGAGAUACUUACAGUGUUUUGCAGAUAUUUAAGAGUGAGUCUCACCCUUCAGUGUACAAAGUGGCCAGUGGAUUGAAGGAGGGGCUCAGUCUCUUUGGAAUCCUGAAUAGAUGCCGCUGUAAAUGGGGAGAGAAGCUGCUCAGGCUGUGGUUCACACGUCCAACUCAUGACUUAGAGGAACUAAAUUCUCGUUUGGAUGUCAUUCAGUUUUUCCUGCUACCCCAGAAUCUGGACAUGGCUCAGAUGCUGCAUCGGUUGCUGGGUCACAUCAAGAAUGUGCCUCUGAUUCUGAAACGCAUGAAGUUGUCCCACACCAAGGUCAGCGACUGGCAGGUUCUCUACAAGACUGUGUACAGUGCCCUGGGCCUGAGGGAUGCCUGUCGCUCCCUGCCCCAGUCCAUCCCGCUCUUUCGGGACAUUGCCCAAGAGUUCUCUGAUGACUUGCACCAUAUCAUCAGCCUCAUUGGCAAAGUGGUGGACUUUGAAGGCAGUUUUGCUGCAAAUCACUUCACAGUCCUUCCCAGCAUAGAUCCUGAAAUUGACGAGAAAAAACAAAAGCUGGUGGGACUUCCCAGUUUCCUCACUGAGGUCGCUUGGAAAGAGCUGGAGAGUCUGGACUCCCGCAUUCCUUCAUGCAGUGUCAUCUAUAUCCCUCUGAUAGGCUUCCUUCUUUCUAUUCCCCGCCUGCCUUCCAUGGUGGAGGCCAGUGACUUUGAGAUAGAGGGACUGGAGUUCAUGUUUCUCUCAGAGGAGAAGCUGCACUAUCGCAGUGCUCGAACCAAGGAGCUGGAUGCAUUGCUGGGGGACCUUCACUGUGAUAUCCGGGAUCGGGAGACCCUGCUGAUGUACCAGUUGCAGUGUCAGGUGCUGGCACGGGCAGCUGUCUUGACCCGGGUGUUGGACCUUGCCUCCCGCCUGGACGUCCUGCUGGCUCUUGCCAGUGCUGCCCGGGACUAUGGCUACUCAAGGCCCCGCUUCUCCCCCCAACUCCUUGGAGUGCGAAUCCAGAAUGGCAGACAUCCUCUGAUGGAACUCUGUACCCGAACCUUUGUACCCAACUCUGCAGAAUGCGGUGGGGACAAAGGGAGGGUCAAAGUCAUCACUGGACCCAACUCCUCAGGGAAGAGCAUAUACCUCAAACAGGUCCAUGCCAUUCCCCACUGUGCCCCUGCUGACUUCCUGUCCCUCUCUACUGAUCCUAAAGUAGGCCUGAUCACAUUCAUGGCCCUGGUGGGCAGCUUUGUACCAGCAGAGGAAGCUGAGAUCGGGGCAGUAGACGCCAUCUUCACCCGAAUUCAUAGCUGCGAGUCCAUCUCCCUGGGCCUUUCCACUUUCAUGAUCGACCUCAACCAGGUGGCAAAAGCAGUGAACAAUGCCACGGAGCAGUCCCUUGUCCUUAUGGAUGAAUUUGGCAAGGGAACGAACACGGUAGAUGGGCUUGCACUUCUGGCUGCUGUGCUCCGACAUUGGCUGUCACUUGGUCCCAUGUGUCCCCACAUCUUUGUGGCCACCAACUUUCUGAGCCUCAUUCAGCUACAGCUGCUGCCACAGGGGCCCCUUGUGCAGUAUUUGACCAUGGAGACCUGUGAGGAUGGGAAUGAUCUUGUCUUCUUUUAUCGGGUUUGCGAAGGUGUUGCCAAUGCCAGCCAUGCCUCCCACACAGCUGCCCAGGCCAGGCUUCCUGACAAGCUCAUUUCUCGUGGCAAGGAGGUCUCAGACUUGAUCCGCAGUGGAAAACCCAUUAAGCCUAUCAAGGAGUUGCUAAAGGAGAGGCAAAUGGAAAAUUGCCAGACAUUAGUAGAUAAGUUUCUGAAACUGGAUUUGGAAGAUCCUAACCUGGACCUGGAGAUUUUCAUGAGCCAGGAAGUGCUGCCUGCGGCCACCACCAUCCUCUGAGAGUCCUUCCUCUGCCCCCUCCACUUCCCA
Messenger RNA from Phyllostomus hastatus (greater spear-nosed bat), 2692 nucleotides. RefSeq names its product mutS homolog 5 (gene MSH5). The transcript has 25 exons. Lineage: Eukaryota; Metazoa; Chordata; Mammalia; Chiroptera; Phyllostomidae. The coding region runs from base 107 to 2662 and encodes 851 amino acids. Gene Ontology annotation, cellular component: nucleus. Gene Ontology annotation, biological process: mismatch repair; chiasma assembly. Gene Ontology annotation, molecular function: mismatched DNA binding; ATP-dependent DNA damage sensor activity; ATP binding. The record is from RefSeq and is a predicted model, not a curated record.